CACUUCGCUGUCCUGUUUCAAACUGUUGGAGAGUUCUGAGAGCAUCUUGACUCGGGAGCUCCACACAAGUGAACAAGAUACUUGUGACUAUGAAGAUGACAAGUCUACUCUUUCUGGUGCUGAUUUCUGUCUGCUGGGCAGAACCUCAUCCUGACAACUCAAGCCUAGAGCAUGAGAGGAUUAUUCACAUCCAAGAAGAAAAUGGACCUCGCCUACUUGUAGUAGCAGAACAAGCUAAGGUCUUCUCUCAGAGGGGCGGCAACGUCACACUGCCUUGUAAAUUCUACCAUGAACACACAUCAACGGCUGGCUCAGGAGCCCACAAAAUCCGGGUCAAGUGGACCAAACUCACCGCAGAUUACCUCAAAGAAGUGGACGUCUUUGUCGCAAUGGGACACCACAGAAAGAGCUACGGGAAGUAUCAGGGCAGAGUGUUUCUGAGGGAAAGCAGUGAGAACGAUGCCUCUCUUAUAAUCACAAAUAUAAUGCUGGAGGAUUAUGGGAGAUACAAGUGCGAAGUGAUUGAAGGAUUAGAGGAUGACACAGCAGUGGUAGCUCUGAAUUUGGAAGGUGUUGUAUUCCCCUAUUCUCCACGUCUGGGUCGUUACAACCUAAACUUCCAUGAGGCUCAACAAGCCUGCCUGGAUCAGGACUCCAUCAUUGCCUCCUUCGACCAGCUCUAUGAGGCCUGGAGGUCAGGGCUGGACUGGUGCAAUGCUGGCUGGCUCAGCGAUGGCUCGGUGCAGUACCCCAUCACCAAGCCCAGGGAGCCCUGCGGGGGGAAGAAUACGGUGCCUGGUGUCCGAAACUAUGGCUUCUGGGAUAAAGAGAAGAGCCGAUACGAUGUUUUCUGUUUUACUUCUAACUUCAAUGGUCGUUUUUACUACCUAAUACACCCAACCAAGCUGACCUAUGACGAAGCCGUGCAGGCCUGCCUGAAGGAUGGUGCUCAGAUUGCCAAGGUUGGGCAGAUAUUCGCUGCCUGGAAGCUCCUUGGUUAUGACCGCUGCGACGCCGGCUGGCUGGCAGACGGCAGUGUCCGCUACCCCAUCUCCAGACCCAGAAAACGCUGCAGCCCCAACGAGGCUGCAGUCCGCUUUGUAGGCUUUCCUGAUAAAAAACACAAGCUGUACGGUGUCUACUGUUUCAGAGCGUACAACUGAAAAUACCUAGAGCGCAACAGUUUUAAAUUCAUUAGGAACAUGUGAGAGAUUUCGAUAUGAACUCGUGCAAGUUACCAAAACUGUGAUAAACCUUUCUUUCUUACUGUAGAGUCAUUUUCAUAAACCCAACCCAUUAAUUUGUUUUUGUUAAAAUAUUUUUGUAAAAGUAUCAUUCCAUAGAUAUUUAAAAUUAAUAUAAUUUAAUGGAAGCUCUAGGUAAGAGCCAAAUUCGUUAAGCUACAUCCCAACAGAAUAUAAGUUUCGUGAAUGGGGCAUGCAAUAGAGCUUGACAAUUGCUAGGACACAAUUAUGGAAUGUAAGGCUACUCAAAGCAGAAGCUUUUAAAAGCACAAAUUUUACAUAUUUGUACCCAUUUGAGAUAUACUGCAAAUUGAUUGUAUCUGGAGUUUUAAAAUAAGAUGUUUUUGUUUAUAGGGAUCAGUGAGGUUUUGCAAAAAAUAAAAAUAAAAAAAAAAAAAAAAAAGGCAACACAAAACCAAUAGCAAGCUAGAUUAGAAAAGACUGUUUUCACUGUUUUUGCAUGGGAACAAUAUACAGUUUAAUGAAAGCAGUUAAAACAGUCCAGAAAUAUAGGAUUUAUUUUGCAGCAUAAAACCCCGCCUUUCUGAAAACGAGUCUUGUGAUCCCAUACAUAUUUACAAGCACAAUUACUUCUGACUGUUCCAAUUGUGUUUUGAAUGUGUAUAAAUCACUGAACAGGUGGGUUAAUAAUUUAUGAGAAAACCCUACUUUCUUCUUAACUCAAAUUAAAGAUGCCUGAGAAGUAUUGCAUUACCUUUGAGUAGCUUUACUGAGUUAUUUUAAAACUCUUAGGGCCAUUUGCUAAGCCGCAUA
Molecule: messenger RNA, 2018 nt
Organism: Centrocercus urophasianus (Greater sage-grouse)
Lineage: Eukaryota; Metazoa; Chordata; Aves; Galliformes; Phasianidae
Gene: HAPLN1
Product: hyaluronan and proteoglycan link protein 1
Exons: 5
Coding region: 90-1163 (357 amino acids)
Biological process (GO): cell adhesion
Molecular function (GO): hyaluronic acid binding
Source: RefSeq, a predicted model, not a curated record